CGACAACCGACGGUUGGUCACUUCCUAUUCUCUUACCACCACCAUCUCAUCCACAAUGUCUCUUGAUAGUAUCCGCUCUCCUCUCGUAUGGAGCUCCCAGCUCACCACGAUGAAGGUCCCAGUGCCUACGGAGGAGACCAAGUUCAUGAGAAAGACGUCCAUUAUCGCGACCAUUGGUCCCAAGGUCAACACUGUCGAGAAACUCGCCGAGCUCCGCAAAGCUGGCGUCAAUGUCGUCCGAAUGAACUUUUCCCAUGGCUCAUAUGAGUAUCACCAGAGUGUCAUUGACAACACCAGGAAGAUGGUUGCAGCUGAUCCCACGGGCAGGCCUGUGGCUAUCGCUCUCGACACAAAAGGUCCUGAAAUCCGUACGGGGUUGAUGAGGGAUGGCAUGGAUAUCGCCAUCUCUGCCGGACAUGAGUUUAUCGUCUCUACCGACGAAAAGUACAGCGAAAUCUGUGACGAUAAGGUUAUGUGGGUUGACUACAAAAACCUUCCCAAGGUCACAGCUCCGGGGAAACUGAUUUACGUUGAUGACGGCAUUCUCUCCCUUCUCGUCACUGGCAUCGAUGGAACGAAUGUGCACGUCCGCACGCUCAACAAUGGUACCCUUUCGUCUCGCAAGGGAGUUAACCUUCCCAAGACGGCAGUUGAUCUUCCUGCCCUUUCUGAGAAGGACAAGGCUGAUCUUAAGUUCGGUGUUAAGAAUGGCGUCGAUAUGAUCUUCGCUUCCUUCAUCCGCCGCGCAGAGGAUGUCAAGCAUAUUCGUGAGGUGCUUGGCCCCGAUGGCGCAAACAUCAAGAUCGUCGUGAAGAUCGAAAACGAGCAAGGUGUGGCUAACUUUGACGAGAUCUUGAAGGAGACGGACGGUGUCAUGGUCGCACGUGGUGACCUCGGUAUUGAGAUCCCGGCUAGCCAGGUGUUCUUGGCGCAGAAGAUGAUGAUCGCAAAGUGUAACAUUGCGGGUAAGCCUGUCAUUGUGGCCACACAGAUGUUGGAGUCCAUGACAUACAACCCUCGUCCCACACGCGCGGAAGUCAGCGAUGUGGCCAAUGCUGUUUUGGAUGGUGCGGAUUGUGUUAUGCUUUCCGGAGAGACGGCCAAAGGGUCGUACCCCAUUCAGUCGGUGCUGAUGAUGGCGGAGACAUGUCUAUUGGCUGAGGCAGCUAUCUGUUACCCUCCUCUAUACGACGACCUCCGGACCAUCCAACCCCGACCAACACAUACCGCGGAGACGGUUGCCAUUGCUGCUGUCGCCGCCGCAGAGGAGCAAAACGCAAGUGCACUCUUGGUGUUGUCGACAAGUGGAGAAACCGCGAGGUUGAUCUCCAAAUACAGGCCUAGGGUUCCCAUUCUCACCGUGACCCGAAACCAGCAAACUUCGCGCCAGAUCCACUUGCACCGUGGAUGCUACCCAUUCUGGUACCCCGAGCCAAGAGGUAUUCAGGAACAUCAGUGGCAAAAGGAUGUCGACAAUCGUAUCCGCUUUGGCCUCCGCAAUGCCUUGGCCUUGAAGAUCAUCACCCCAGGCUCGGCCGUCGUCGCCGUUCAAGGCUGGAAGGGUGGUUUAGGUCACACCAACACGCUGAGGAUCAUCAACGUCCCCACUGAUGCGGCCGACUUGGAGUUGGAGCCUCUGGGUGGUUAAAGGGUCGUAGACGGAAGGUUCAAAUUAAAAAUACAAAUUUCUCGCUCUGCUACUGACUGAUAUAUCUUUGCUGUAACAACAUGAUUAGACUUUUUGAUACAGGUUUCUUAGAGAUUUUAGACUGCAACAAUGGAAUUAAAGCGCUCGUUAUGGGCGCACCAAUGAUACUUAUGGAGCGUCGACCACACGUAUCCUUUGUCCAGAGCGUGUUAUGAAUGUACGUACCGAAGUAUGAAUGCUGAGCUCAGUAAUGUGCAUCAUGGCUGGUACAUUCUUCGGAUGUCAUACGGUCGCAUUGUUGUCUCCGUCUUCCAUUCAAUGAGUGUCAUCACCUUGGUACUGUAUGUAGCCUUGCACAACGCACAUGAUCGUUUAAGAACCAAAUGGUCGACA
Messenger RNA from Desarmillaria tabescens, 2041 nucleotides. RefSeq names its product pyruvate kinase. The transcript is spliced from 11 exons. Gene Ontology annotation, cellular component: cytoplasm. Gene Ontology annotation, molecular function: pyruvate kinase activity; magnesium ion binding; potassium ion binding. The coding region runs from base 56 to 1648 and encodes 530 amino acids. NCBI's taxonomy places the organism in Eukaryota, Fungi, Basidiomycota, Agaricomycetes, Agaricales, Physalacriaceae. Gene Ontology annotation, biological process: glycolytic process. The record is from RefSeq and is a predicted model, not a curated record.